Messenger RNA from Papaver somniferum (opium poppy), 1639 nucleotides. RefSeq names its product caskin-2-like. NCBI's taxonomy places the organism in Eukaryota, Viridiplantae, Streptophyta, Magnoliopsida, Ranunculales, Papaveraceae. The transcript has 10 exons. Gene Ontology annotation, molecular function: protein binding. Bases 224 to 1339 code for a protein of 371 amino acids. The record is from RefSeq and is a predicted model, not a curated record.
UCCCGUUACAAUCUCAACAAAAGAAAAAAAAUAAAAAUAAAUACCGUCACUCACUCGUUUAGAUUUUCCGAUAAAUGUCCAGUCAAAAUCCCUGGGAACGAAUCAGAUAUUCCCGAAAGUAGAUUGUCGUCGUGGUAGUUUUAUAUAUUCUUUUCUUCAAUAGUAAAACCCUAAAAAUAAUUUUCUCUUCUUCAAAUUUUCAUAUUCUUUUUCACUUCCAGUAAUGGAAUCAAGACGUGAAGCUAUUCUCAGUGCGGAUACUAACGAAGAACUUAACCAACUCAAGGAAUUACUUGCAAAACGUGAUGAUGGAAGAGGACUAGCAAACGCAGCGAGGAAUAUUAAAGAUGAUGAUGGAGUAGGAAUUGUUCACUUUGCUGCUAGGGAAGGAAAGUUAGAUAUUCUCAGAUACUUGAUUGAGGAAUUAGGACUUGAUGUCAAUACCAAAGAUAAAAAUGGUGAAUCCCCAUUGUUAAAUGCAACAAUGUGUGGAGAUAUGAACACUGUUGAAUAUCUACUUGGAAAGGGUGCUGAUCCUGAGACAUCGAACUUCAAAGGUUAUACUCCUUUGCAUGGCGCUGCUUUGAAAGGAUACACGGAUAUAGUUACCAAAUUACUCUCAAGAGGUGUUAAUGUAAAUGCUUUAUGUGAAAAUGGCACACCCCUAGAUAUGGCUGUUAAUUUCGACCAAUUUGAGGCGGCGCAGGUUUUGUUGGAUCACAAUGCAAACCCUAAUUUAACUUGUGGCCAUUCGUUUACACCACUGACAGGAUCUAUUAUAUCUGGAUUUUUACGUUUCGUUGAGCCUUUACUUGAGGCUGGUGCUGACCCAGAUGGUGGAUCACAUGGAGAAACGCCUUUGACAGCUGCGGCAACAGAUGGGCUAACAGAAAUUAUCAAGCGUUUAAUUCAAGCUGGUGCUAAUCCAGAUAUCACAAAUAGAUUUGGACUCACACCAUUAGAAAUUGCGGCGCUCUAUGGUUAUUAUGAUGUUGUUGAGAUUCUUUUCCCUGUUACUUCUCGUAUUCCGGAAUAUAUUGACUGGAGCAUUGGUGGAGUAAUUGCACAUGUACAGUCUGAUCAAUUUAAGGAACAGAGGGAGCUGAAAGUCAAGGAGAAGUUUCAAGAGGCGAAGUUAAGUGGCGCAGAUGCAUUCAAGAAACAGGACUACUGUAAGGCAGUGGUUUGCUACUCACUGAGGUACAGUGAUGCAGAAAAAGCCUUCCUCGCCGGUUUAGAGUUGAGUCCUAAUAGUCAAGAGCUCAAAGAUGCAUACAGGAAAGCUGUUGAAGCUCAGACCAUGGCGGUUUUCGACUCCUUGAACUUAUCUGAGCGUUGAGCCUUUUUCUAGCCAGCCAAGCUUCUAGAUCCAAACUGACUUCGACCAGAUUAACUAUAGCUUAGUCCUGUGUCACCAUCCCUUUCAAGGGAACCCACUUCAGUUGAGGAGCCUGCUAAUCCAGACCAAAGCCUAGGAACUGAUCACUCAAAAUUUAACUCUAAGAUGUAAGACCUACUAUCUUUUUUUUUAGAUGAAGCAACAAGCCAACGAUUACUAAAAAGAACUUCUACAUCUCUGUCACUCUGAUGAUAUCUUCUUACUAAUUACUACAGUUAUUAUCUAUUUCCUCUACAAAAC